Molecule: messenger RNA, 1476 nt
Organism: Trichophyton rubrum CBS 118892
Lineage: Eukaryota; Fungi; Ascomycota; Eurotiomycetes; Onygenales; Arthrodermataceae
Exons: 1
Coding region: 1-1476 (491 amino acids)
Cellular component (GO): cytoplasm
Molecular function (GO): exopolyphosphatase activity
Source: RefSeq, a predicted model, not a curated record
AUGACUCUGGAUAAGAAUGGUCAGCGAUGCUUCGGCUUGCUCUCGUUUUUGAAGAAGACUGUCCAGCACUCGCGGGCAUCUCCUUCGGCAAGUAUAGUACCGCGCACUUACGUUCUCGGCAACACCUCAGCAGAUCUAGAUUCAAUUAUCUCUGCAAUUAUAUAUUCUUACUUUGCAUCUUCAGCGAGGUCUGAAAGGGGGCUCCAAUAUAUACCUGUGAUAAAUCUACCGGAAAUCCCGGCAGGGCGAGAAUUGAGAAGGUUACGACCAGAAUUCGUAACAGCAUUGAAUCUUGCUACCCAACGGCCAUUGAAAACUGCGCAUAACGGGGCCUCUAAGGGCUUGAAAACUCUACCUGAGGACGAAGACACUGACAAAAUUCUCAGUGAAAGUAUCCUGACAGCUGCAGGGCUAAGGGAUGAAUUACUGAACUGGAAAAUGUCAGAUGACAAGAAGGCGAUGUCCUUAAAUAUUAUCAUGGUGGAUUGGAAUGCGUUACCCCAGAUCCCAGCUCAUGAGUACGGAAUUCCUGGGCUUUCAGACAAGGUCAAUGGUAUCGUUACGUCCGUGGUGGGCUGUAUAGAUCAUCACGAUGAUGAGGGCUUUAUCUCAAAGCACCUAGUUCGAGGACCAGGGACCCGGGUGUCACAUAUUCAAACUGGGGUGGGGAGUUGUACAUCCUUAGUUGUCUGUGAGCUUCGAAAACUCGGAUGGUGGAGAGACGUUGUUGUUGAUGAUGAUAGGAUUUCCGAAGGACAGAGUCUGAGUGACAGUGAUGCGGAGUUCGAAUCACAGGCCGCACAACUUGCUCUGGCGGCUAUAUUAGCAGACACUGCGAAUAUGACAAAUGAGAGCAAAGUAUCUGAUAUGGAUCGGGAAGCCGUGAGAUUUCUAGAAAACAAAAUAAACCAAUGCAAAUCUAUCAGUUGGGACCGUGACAGCUUCUACGACCUCAUUAUGGACGCCAAAUCUUCCAGCAUGAAUUACCUGACGGCCCACGAAACAUUGGGAAGAGACUAUAAAGAAUGGACUGACACUAUUGAGCCCGGCCAUAAUAUAAAGAUUGGGAUAUGCUCUGUUGUCAAGCCGGUGUCCUGGAUUCUUAAAAAAUGUGGAUCAGAGUAUUCUGAAGAGGAAUAUGACGAGGAAGCUUUCUUUGAUGUUCUGCGUUCUUUUUCUAGUACCCGAGACCUUGACGCCGUUGCCAUUAUGACUGCGUUUUCAUCUUCCUCUGAAAACGAGUUCCAGCGUGAAUUGAUUGUCACAGUGCUAAAUGAUAAGUAUAUUUCUAAUCUUGGAGAAUUCGAGGACGCUGGUGCCGACUACCUUAGUCUUGAGAAGAGGCCGUUCAAUGAAAGGGAUAAAGACCUGGGUCAAAUAGGUCGAAACACGCGUGUAUGGCGACAGUUAGACGUUACAAAAAGUAGAAAACAGGUAGCUCCUUUGCUGCGCCGGGUGUUUACAGGGAAAACCUGA